AUGAUAUUCCUGGCUACGUUAAUUGGGAACCUGCUCAUUAUAAUUGCUGUGUCAACAAGUUAUUGUCUUCACUCUCCCAUGUUCUUUUUUCUAGGUCACUUGUCAUUUUCCGAUAUCUUACUGACUUUGAACAUUGUCCCGAACAUGCUAGGUUUAAUACUGCAAGAUGGAGCUAUUGUUUCUAUUUCAGAGUGUAUCACACAAUAUGUUAUCUAUGGUGCUUCAGCAACCACUGAGUGUCUUCUUCUCACUGCGAUGUCCUAUGAUCGUUACAUUGCUAUUUGUAACCCCUUACAUUAUAGUACUGUAAUGGACCUCAAUCUUAGUCUCUAUCUGGUUAUAUCAUCAUGGUGUCUAGGUUUUAUAGUAACAUUAGUUCCAAUACUUUUUUUUAACACACUUUGGUUUUGUGGUCCCUAUAUUAUUGAUCACUUUUUUUGUGAUAUUGGUCCUCUUUUGGAACUCUCUUGUUCCGAUAUAACUAUUGUCAAAUUUGAAGUAUUUACAUUAGCUAGUGUUUUAAUAGUUGUUCCCUUUUUUUUUAUCUCAGUAACUUAUGUCAGAAUUUUUCUUACAAUCAUGAGGAUUCCUUCCAUAACAGGAAAGAAGAAAACUUUCUCUACAUGUAGCUCUCACUUGGCUGUAGUGUGCAUGUACUAUGGUGCUCUUUUUGCAGUGUAUGUUGCCCCAUCUAGAGUCCAUUCCAUGAACUUCAACAAACUCUUUUCACUGAUGUACACUGUGUUGACACCAUUAUUCAACCCUAUUAUUUACAGCUUAAGAAACCAGGAAAUAAAGGCUGUUCUGAUGAAAUACCUUGGAAUAAAAAGACCCACCAUUUAA
This is a messenger RNA of Pelobates fuscus (common spadefoot toad), 843 nucleotides long. Its product is annotated as olfactory receptor 11A1-like. The transcript has a single exon. NCBI's taxonomy places the organism in Eukaryota, Metazoa, Chordata, Amphibia, Anura, Pelobatidae. Gene Ontology annotation, biological process: G protein-coupled receptor signaling pathway. Gene Ontology annotation, molecular function: G protein-coupled receptor activity; olfactory receptor activity. The record is from RefSeq and is a predicted model, not a curated record. Bases 1 to 843 code for a protein of 280 amino acids. Gene Ontology annotation, cellular component: membrane.